Messenger RNA from Striga asiatica, 306 nucleotides. The record is from the annotation of a GenBank genome assembly. NCBI's taxonomy places the organism in Eukaryota, Viridiplantae, Streptophyta, Magnoliopsida, Lamiales, Orobanchaceae.
AUGCGUGAUAGUACUGAAAAGCUCGGGGGUUCAGGUUUAGCAGUAAACAGGUGCUUGAGAUUUAAUAGAAUGAUUGAUCAGUGUGGCUUGAUUGACUUGGGUUAUAAGGGGCCAACUUUCACUUGGCAAGGAACUUGCAGAGGUGGGGUAAGAAUCAAGGAAAGGCUGGAUCGGAUUUUAGCUAAUUCUGAAUGGCGUCUGACUUACCCUGAAGCAGUGGUGAAGCAUUUGCGGACGUCAAGGACUGAACUUCGCUUCGAAAAGUUUGUUGGGUCGAUUACAUUGACCUGCUACCCUCCUCGUUGA